Spirodela intermedia is the source of this 297-nucleotide messenger RNA. The record is from the annotation of a GenBank genome assembly. NCBI's taxonomy places the organism in Eukaryota, Viridiplantae, Streptophyta, Magnoliopsida, Alismatales, Araceae.
AUGGCCUCCACCUUUGUUGACACUGGGGACAAGAGUCAACACCGCGUGCAUUUUCACCUCAUAUCAUCGCCGAACACUUUGAAGAAGACAUGGCCUACCGACUCCCAGGUCCCAAUGUCCUGCGUUCAAGGGCAUCAUCGGGUGGAAGGAACCCUGCCGAAGUGCGUCUGUGCCCCAGCGACACACGCUGGAUCAUUCAAGUGCAGGCUCCACAGGGUAAACUCUCAUGGCAACUCGGCUCCCUCGGCACCUCGUGCAGACCCGGCUUCCUCCACCAGGACCGUGGAGGCGCAGUAG